Molecule: messenger RNA, 486 nt
Organism: Drosophila mojavensis
Lineage: Eukaryota; Metazoa; Arthropoda; Insecta; Diptera; Drosophilidae
Exons: 3
Coding region: 33-119 (28 amino acids)
Source: RefSeq, a predicted model, not a curated record
AGUUGGGUCAAGUUUUUCUCAGCGUGCAAAACAUGGAGGAUUGUGAAAUUAUCGGCAUUAUAUUUGAAUUCAUAGGCGAUAUAUUGUUUGGCUCGGAUGACAGCGACGAUUACAAUUAAAAAGGUGUUCAAGUAGCCCAACGAUGACGGAACAAUAAAAAUAAACAUUAAUUAAAUUGCUAAAAAAGAGUAAAAAGUAAAAAAAAAAAAAAAAAAAAAACAAAUAGUAUAAUUCAAGCUAUAAAAAGCCUGGUGAAAAUCAUGGAAGUACUUUAAAACUUUAUCAAAAUGGAUUGCUGCGCCAUUGUGGAGAUAUUUGUGGCCUUUCUUAACGAUCUGUUUUUCUCGGAUAUCAAAACUCCUUCUUUCUCUCUCUCCAUGCAUUAGCUGAUGAGGAAUACUUUGGAGAAUACUAUGAUGAUUAUUAUUACAACUAAAAAUGUCCGACAUCUACGCAAUCUAUUAAUAAAUUUGUUUUGAACAGCAA